Molecule: messenger RNA, 723 nt
Organism: Pyricularia pennisetigena
Lineage: Eukaryota; Fungi; Ascomycota; Sordariomycetes; Magnaporthales; Pyriculariaceae
Exons: 6
Coding region: 1-723 (240 amino acids)
Biological process (GO): glutathione metabolic process
Cellular component (GO): peroxisome; mitochondrion
Molecular function (GO): glutathione peroxidase activity; glutathione transferase activity
Source: RefSeq, a predicted model, not a curated record
AUGGCGAACGGGAAGAUCCAAUGCUUUGUUGAUAUUGCCUCCUACUACAGCUACAUUGCCUUUGCGGACCUACUGCCCAAUUUGGAUCUAUUGGCUGCUCAUGGCGUCGAGGUCGAAUUCGUCCCGGUUCUGAUUGCGGGCAUCAACACCAAAUCGGGCAACAAGCCGCCAUGGACAUUGCCAGCCAAGGCCAAAUAUCUGCGCUACGAUGCGAACCGCUCAAAAGAGAGAGUUGGCAAGACCGGGAUCGCAUUCCCCCAGGACUUUUUGUCCAUGGCCUUGACCGUGCUUCCGCAGCGAGCCAUGCACUACGUCAAGCGCAAGUACCCCCCCAAGCAGUACCUGACGGUGCUGCACUACAUGUUCCACGUCUUCUGGACGCCGCCGCACAAGAACUUGACCAAGGAGGAGGUCUUGAGGGAGGCUCUGACGAGCGUGCCAUCUGACUUUCCUGGCCAGGGUGCUCCUCUGUUCUCGUCUCAGGAGGUUGAUGACAUCAUCCGGGCCGCGGGGAUGCAGGAGUACAAGGACGCCCUCACCCGCAGUACCGAUGAGUCCGUGGCGAAGGGAGCCUUCGGGGCGCCUUGGAUAUGGGUGAAAAACGCACAGGGCGUAGAGGAGCCCUUCUUCGGGAGUGAUCGCUUCCACCACAUUUACAAGUUCUUGGACCUGCCAUUUCGCGAAAUCGAGUUGCUUCCGCCGACCAAGACAUCAAAAAUUUAG